Messenger RNA from Lachnellula hyalina, 2238 nucleotides. RefSeq lists its product as uncharacterized. Lineage: Eukaryota; Fungi; Ascomycota; Leotiomycetes; Helotiales; Lachnaceae. The transcript is spliced from 3 exons. The record is from RefSeq and is a predicted model, not a curated record. Bases 1 to 2238 code for a protein of 745 amino acids.
AUGGACUGGAAACUCAAGCACGAGCGAAGGGAUGAAGCCUUACUACCAAGCCACGAGUACAGCAACGACGACAGCGACUACGAGGAGCCAGCUGAUGGGGAAGUAGAAGGACGGAACAGCUUUAAGGGUACGCUGUUUGUUAUUCUAUGCACCACGGCUACGCUGACUGGGCGGAGGAUAUUGAGGGAUGGCUUUCCGUUCUUUUUCGUGCUGCUCUUGCAAGUAACGGCAUCUUGCUCGGUGGCUGUCGUUGUGUUAUUCGUUAAGCUCAAGAGCUUUCCGAAGCCAGGACUUAUAAAUGAAGGAAGUGAGGAGCGAAAGUAUACGGUGCUUCAGAAACUUGUGAUUGGGAUCAGGUUAUUUGUGUCGGCGUCUAUUUCGGCCGUCGCAGUGCUGUGUGGUGCGGGGGCGUUGAUGCUGUUUGAGAAUUUGGGGGUCUUCGCUAUGCUGCCGAUCUUGACAUAUGUUAGUGAUAGCUUAAUUUUGCGGUUCCUGCAUAUCAUCCGAGUGAGUAGGCGUGAGAAAACCGAUAUUUUUUGGGCGUCCUUUUGGAAAGUCAUCCUGGUACCUUUCUGCAUAGCUGUUGCGGUGCAUGAGGACUAUCGACUUGAUGAUGCAGCGCUACUUCUUGCACUCACCAGUCUUGGUCUUACUAGCAUUGCCAGAUCUAUCUCAAAGAUCGGCCCGCGAUAUGAGAAGGGUCAAGCUACUUGGGAUACACCUUUGCACGUUGUUCUCCUGACUGGGAUUCCCGCCUUAGCGAUCACCGGGUAUGCAACUGUGCAGUUUGAGGAUAUGGUUGCCGCUUCUCACAUCAUUGAGUCGUGGGCUUUCUGGAGGAGCUUGAUGAAUAUUGGACCUGGUGCUCUCUUAUAUGUCGUCUUUGCCGGAACGAUGAACUCGGCCUACCCAUUUCUAUCGCAAGACCAUGCAGGCGGUGCUUUAGAGGAUCCAAGUAUUCAGGGGAAAGAGGCCGUCAGAAAUACACUCCAUACUGGAUUCUGGAUUACAUUGGUUGGCGUUUGUGGAAACGAGCACAAUCUCAUCAACUGGUAUCAAGCUAUUGCUUUCACCAUCCUUUACGUUGUCAGCGUUGGGCCACGACAUAUUGGCUAUUAUCCCCCAAGGUUUCUGAAUCUCAUCUUACGAAUCUUUCGACGAAAGCCUCAACCAAUUCAUUCAGAGCCAUGGCAAUUCGCGGUAAUUCUUCCAAUUACCACUAUUGUCUUUGCGGUCCUAAUAAGCACCAAUUCCAUGUACUGGAUUGACACAGCAGCAUACAACCGCAACCUCAAAACCUGGCUCGGCCCAGACAAGCUCUCCGUCGACACAGUGUACAGCCCGCCUCAAACGCGCUCCUUGGACAUAAUCAUCGCCCAUUCUCCCGGCGAUCCCGUCGAAUCCAUCACCGAGCUCAUAGCAGCCUACACUUCCGUACGGGCCCUCUCAUCCUUCGGUCCCCGCAUCAUAGUCUACACCAAAGACGCAGACCUAUCCAAUGCGACCCCUGAAUCCAUCCGCGGCUCCUUCAGGGGCGACGUCUCCAUCCAAUCCCUCCACAAUUCCGGUGGCGUCUCCGCAACAUUCAUGCACCACAUCCUCUUUGCCUGGGAAUUCAUCUCCCAGCAGACACUCUUCCUAUCAACUUCCUCUGAAUACCCUCUCCUUCACACAACAAAACGUCUCAACGCCUAUUUCCAACCCGCCGGCUUCCCCUUACCGGACGCGCAACCCAAAACAGGAUUCCUGCAUCUAGGGGAGCAGGAAGAGUGCUGGUGCGGCGCGUGUAGCGAUUCCACGGGCUGGGACGAUACCUUCCAUCUCGUGCCCUCCAUGUGGGCUGCUGCUCGUCCCGGGGCGUCGACUUGCGAGAGUGUGCUGGUGACGCGCGGGAACGAGUUCGUCGCUUCUGCGGCGCGUGUGCGCGGGGUGAAGAGGGAUCUGUGGCAGAUGCUGUACGAUGCCUUGACGAAUGAGGAUAUGGGGCAUGCGUGGUCGCAUGCGAGUGAUAAGUUGCCGAGGAUGCUGGAGGGCGAGGGGAGGAUGGGGAGGUGGUCUGAGGAUGGCGUUUAUAGUGUUCCGGAUAGUGUUGAAGAGCCGGUGUUGGGACUUACUGUUGAGAGGCUGUGGGCCAUUUUGCUGCAGUGUAGUGGGCCGGAGAUUGCAUGGAGGUGUCCGAGUUUGGGGAGGGGUUUGAGGAGGGGUGGGGGGAGGGAUGAUUGUGCGUGUAUUGACUAG